Molecule: messenger RNA, 2361 nt
Organism: Lactuca virosa
Lineage: Eukaryota; Viridiplantae; Streptophyta; Magnoliopsida; Asterales; Asteraceae
Source: the annotation of a GenBank genome assembly
ACAUUGCAAAAGGACCUGAUUUGGAUGCUGCUGUCACAGUAAUCGCGUUCUUUCUUUGAAUGCCGAUGAGAGGUGGAUGCGCUGCUUUGUUACGCAUGCGCCUUCCUUCUACUCCUACUCGCAAAGGUACUCUUCUAUCCAGUUCCUCUUCCUCAAUCAACACUUCGUUUUUAUUAUCAUUAGGGCUCCAUAAUUCCAUGGACAAUAAUCAAUUAUCCUUAAAUUCAAAUCCGAAAUCGCUUUCAACCACACCUGCAAAAUCUGAUCGAAUUAUUAAAAGCAUCGAUAACCUCGAUGAUGAUGAGUUCUCGUUUCAUCAAAUGAUCCAUAAGAAGCCUCUGCCAUUGUUAAGCGAAUUCAACAGACUCCUUGGAGUAAUUGUAAAGAAGAAGCGUUACUCCACAGCGAUUUCCUUGAUCAAUCAAAUGUUGUUCUUGCGAAUAUCCGUUGACGCGUAUAUGAUGAACAUUGCGAUAAACUGUUUCUCUCAUUUACGAAGAAUCGAUCUAGGGUUUGCUGUGUUUGGUUGCAUUGUUAAAUGUGGUCAUGAACCACUUGUGUCUACUUAUAAUACUCUAUUAAAAGGUUUAGUGUUAUCAGAUAAGGCUUUUGAGGCUGAACAUUUGUUCAAGAAGCUGAUCAAAGAGAAAAUCUGCGAACCCAAUGAAGUUACAUAUGGGACAAUCAUGAAUGGGAUUUGUAAAGCUGGAAACACUAAAAUCGCCAUUGAAUUACUUAGAUUUAUGGAGAAAAGAGGUUGUAAACCUAACAAGGAAAUAUAUACCACAAUCAUAGAUAGUUUUUGUAAGGAGAAAAAGGUGGAUGAUGCUUUAAAACUCCUCACACAAAUGAUUGAUAAAAGAGUUUCUCCAAAUGUCAUUACUUACAAUUCCUUGAUUUAUGGUCUGUGUAGUGUAAACAGAUGGGAAGAAGCCAAGGAAAUGAUUAUAGAAAUGGAUAAAAGAAAGAUCAAUCCUGAUGUGUUUACUUUCAAUACAUUUAUAGAUGCAUUUUGUAAAGAAGGAAUGGUGGAAGAUGCUGAAAGUGUUCUUCAUGUCAUGAUAGAAAGAGGUGAGAAACCAGAUGUUGUCACUUAUAGUUCAUUAAUUGAUGGGUAUUGUUUGAGAGGUGAAAUGAAAAAAGCCAUGGGAGUUUUCAACACCAUGAUUGAUAAAAAAAUCAAACCCAAUAUUAUCACUUUUAACACCUUAAUAAAUGGGCAUUGUAAAAGAUCAAACAUAGAUGAAGCAAUGAGAGUUUUCAAGGAGAUAACUCAUAGGAACUUAGAACCCACAGUUUCAACUUACAGCACUAUUUUAUAUGGAUUGUUUAAGGUAGGAAGAUGUGAAGAUGCUCUAAAACUAUUCGAAGAUAUGCAAUUUAUACCCCUAACUCCAAAUUUCAUCACUUAUUCAGUCUUAUUAGAUGGACUAUGCAAAAACAAUAGAGUCAAUGAAGCAUUAUCUUUCUUUCGUGAUAUAAUGAAGAAAGGUGUAAAUCCUAAUGUUGCUUUGUACACUGUUCUUAUUGAUGGUAGUUGUAAAAAUGGGAAGCUUGAUGUAGCUUUAGAUCUUUUUAGUGAAUUGUGUUCAAAAGGUUUGCAACCGAAUAUUGUGACAUAUAAUGCUAUGAAUAAUGGGUUUUGUAUAGAGGGAAUGAUUGAGGAAGCGAAAGAACUUGUUAUAAAAAUGGAGAAAAAUGGUGUUGUUCCAAAUAGUUCGACUUAUAACAUUCUUCUUCAAGGGAUUGUGAAGUGGAGAAAACCUAAAGAUGUGUUGUUACAUUUGAAGGAAAUGGAUGCAAAGGGGUUUUCGUUUGAUGCAUCUUCGUUUUAUUUGCUACUUCAUAUGAAUCCAACAAAAAAACAAGAUUCUAACUUUGCUGAAUUGAUUAGGAAACUUGCACCACAAGAUAUAUUGAAAUAUAAAUUCCGAUUAGUGAAAUAGGUUCAGUUUCGACUUUUCUAAUGGUCAUGUAGAACUGUUAAAGGGUAAAUGAGUCCUUUGCUGUAAAUCUGUAAUGCAAUUGAGAGAUUUGCUUGAGACGUAGCUUCUGAAAAAACCCAAACAUAGAGGAUUAUGAGCGUUGAGGUUAAAAAAUUUGGAUGAUAAGGAUGCGAGGGCAUUUAUGUCUUUUACCACCUUUUUGGGUGGGACAAAAGGUUGCAAACCAUAUUAUAUUGUGGCAUUGGAAAGUUGUAAUGGGAGUCGAUUUGUACAUAGUGAAGGGAUAGUUAUAUAGAAAGUGGAAAUAAACUUAAAGAUUGCAAUGAAGAAAUGGUCAAUGUCAUAAAAUAGUAAACCCAAUUUUAUAUUUUGUUAUGCUUAGAUAACUCAAACCUCUUUAAGAGUUUCAACCACU